UUGAAUGGCGGAUGAAGAUCCUUAUGACAUAAUGGAAAGCAGAAUAAAUGGAAAUAUUACUGUACUAGAAGAAAUAAUAAAUAUUAUAAAUUCAGAGAAUCAUGGGAAGGUUUAUAGGAACAGAUGAAGAAUGAAAUUAGCAGAAACGGAAGAACAAAGUACACAAUGAGUCCCAGCCAGUCACCCCCAAUCUACACAAUGACUACAGCAAUAUAAAUGGAAAGAGCAAGGAGAAAAGAAACAAAACUGAAGGUCGAGAAAUUAUGAGGAAGCCCUCCCCAAGAAGAGAUAGGAGAAGGGGGCCUCCUCCUUUAUUUACUGGGGUGUGGAACAGGAAUAUCAAUUUGCAUUUGUUUGAUGAAUUGGUUAGUUUUGCUGGACUGAUUUUCCUGCCCUCUGUUUUUAUCCUUUAUUAUAAGGAACGGUUUUCUGAAGGGAGGGAUACACUGGGAAAUACAGUGAUAGGAAAACAAAGGGCGGCAAUAAAAUGCAAAAACCGUUAUUAGGAUUGAAGGACAUCCUCCUUUAGAAGUGUAUACGGCAUAAUUUCCUGUCCUAUAGUUCUUAGAAUUCAGCUUUAGAGCUGGGAGGGACCUUAGGAUCCAUCAAGGCUCAGCCCCUCAUUUUGCAUUCGCAAGGAGGCUGAGUGAUUCAGCCAAGUCACACAGGUAGAAAGUACUGGGAGGUAGGUAGUAAGAAUUUGAACUCAGGUGCCCUGACUCCAGAGCCACAACAUGUCACGGCUUCUUUGUUCACACCACGUCGUCCUGAAACGAUGGAGACCUUCACGGAGCUGCGAGUGGUGAAGCUGGAAGGGACUUCGGUGGUCUGACACGCUCUGAUCCAAACUCCUCAUUUUUGAGGGCACUGAGACCCAGAGGGGGGGGGGUGUCAAUCCCUCAAGGUCACGCAGAUAGUGAGCUGCCCAGCUAGGAUCCCACCCCUGCCCUUCCUGACUGCUCAGAUAUCCGCCUACCGGCCCUCCUCCCUCCCAGGGGAUGUAGAGGUCAAGGCCAAGGCCACGGUCAUCAGAGACAUACGUCCUCCCUGUUCUUAGGGGAAGAGAGGAACUGGAGGACAGACAGAUGCGGCACGGAUCCCGUUGCCGUGGUUACGGGAGGGCCCGCCUCCUUUCCUCUCCCCGCCAGAAGGGAGGGGCAGCCUUGGGCCAGCCAGGAAGGGCCCGGUCGGCCCAGCGGAGGCGGCAGGUCCCCCGGCGGAGGGGGCACCCCCCCACUUCUGCCCAGUGGGCUGAUGUCCUCGCUCCAGGAGAGACGCAGAGGGUCGGGAGAAGGAGCGUGCCAGCCAGAGAGCCAAUCAGACGCUAGCAGGGGAGGCGGCCCGGCAGCCUGGCAGCCACUCAACGCCCUGGCUGGACUCUCCGUCCGGCCCGGGACUGGGCAAGAGCCAGAGGGAUGGUGGUAGUCACAGGGCGGGAGCCAGCCAGCCGUCGCCCGGAUGAUGCCAUGUCCAGCUCGGACGCUGAAGACGACUUUCAGGAGCCUGCCACCCCCACAGCCACCCAGGCUGGGCAUGCCCUGCCCCUGCUGCCCCAGGAGUUCCCUGAGGUUGUCCCGCUCAACAUCGGAGGUAUGUACUUCACCACACGCCUGUCAACAUUACGGCGCUAUGAGGAUACCAUGCUGGCAGCCAUGUUCAGCGGGCGCCACUACAUCCCCACCGAUGCUGAUGGACGGUAUUUCAUUGACCGUGAUGGGACUCACUUUGGAGAUGUGCUUAACUUCCUCCGCUCUGGCGACCUGCCCCCACGGGACCGCGUUCGGGCUGUGUACAAGGAGGCCCAGUAUUAUGCCAUCGGGCCCCUGCUGGAGCAGCUGGAGGACGUGCAACCCCUGAAAGGGGAGAAGGUGCGCCAGGCGUUCCUGGGGCUCAUGCCCUAUUACAAAGACCACUUGGAGCGGAUUGUGGAGAUUGCGCAGCUGCGGGCUGUCCAGCGCAAGGCCCGCUUUGCCAAGCUGAAGGUCUGUGUCUUCAAGGAAGAGAUGCCCAUCACGCCCUAUGAGUGUCCCCUCUUCAACUCUUUACGCUUUGAGCGCAGCGAGAGUGACAGCCCCUUCUUCGAGCAUCACUGCGAAGUGGACGUGUCCUUCGGGCCAUGGGAGGCUGUGGCUGAUGUCUAUGACCUGUUGCACUGCCUGGUCACGGACCUCUCUGCCCAGGGCCUCACGGUGGAUCACCAGUGUAUCGGGGUUUGCGACAAGCACCUGGUCAACCACUAUUACUGCAAGAGGCCCAUCUAUGAGUUCAAGAUCACGUGGUGGUGAGUAGCCCCGGCAAGAAGCCCCAGUGGGAGGGGGCGCUGUCGGCUCUGCUUGACAUCCCCUGGAGGCUGCUGACCACCUGUCCCAGGGAUGUGCUGUGAUGGGGACUGAGUCCUGAGCAGCCCAACCCAAGGGGCCCCGUGGCAUAGCUGCCCAGCUCCAGGGAUGCACCUGGGGCCAGGCCCAGGGCAUUAGCCAGCUGGAACAGCGGCCCCAUCGGGCUCUUCUGGGAGCAGUACCUUCUUGCCUGUGGCUCAGGGGAUCUAACUGGAGCCCACCUGUGAGACCCAGAGCUAUCUGACUGUGUCCCUGACCUUGAGGGCUGGGUCUUGAGCCAUGUUUCAUACUCUGGUGGGCAUUAGUCCCUUUCCUCGCCCCCCCAACCUCCCUAGCCCUGCUCUGGUUUCAUUCCUUAUAAAACCCUAUGUGCCCAGGGCCCAGCCGGGAAAAAGGGAACGGAAUAUGGGAGAUAUGCUGGAAUGAGCUCCCUAAACUUCCCAUGCUGCUGAUGAAGAGGGGUCUGCUUUUAUCAAGUUACCUCCACCAAAUAUCUCUGAUCAGUUUCUCCUCUUGGGACCCAGAGAGACCCUUCUUCCUCACCAAGCACCUUUCUCAUCCCCUUCGGGGUCUGUGCCCAGUUCGCCUUAGAAAAACCAGUGUUUACAGCCCUGAUUUGGGCAUUGGCUCCUGCUCUCCCCCUCCCCAGCCCCUUCCUCACCAUUCCCCCAACCCCUGCACAGGGCUAUUUCCCAUGGAGCUGAGAUGCAAACAGCAGAGGCUGAUGGGAGGCAGGGAUAAACAUGGAGCCUCCAUCCAUGCUGAGUCACAGCAUCUUUCCCCACGUUCCUGGCUGCUGUGUUAAGUGAGCAGCUCAUAGUUGUAGAACAAAGCCACCCUAGAGACCACCACCAUGAGACCUUGCUAGGAUAACCUGCUUAAGUCUCUCCCUCAGGGAGGUCCUGGUUCUGAAGGAUAAAAGGAGGGACUGAAUGUCUCCCCAAGGGCUCGUAGGUAAGACAGCAAUAAUUCCCAAGAAUACUUGGGUAUCUAUAUUUUGAAGAUUUUAAAAGAUACAGAACAUCUCUGGGCUGAUCCCUUCUCUCUAAGGAAGCUGUUUGGGUUAUGGACAUGCCCUUCUUGGAGGCUUGGACAGCCAAGUGGUGGCACUCAGUGAUCCCCCAACCAGCAUCUCCACCACUCCCUCAUUCCACAGUAGGACAUGUCAGGGCUGCUUGGAGACAGUCCCACUCCUGCACUCACAUCUGUACUCAAACCAAUAUCCAUGUACUAUAAAGGGUAUCUUACGUGGUCAGCUCUGGUUGGCCCAGCCCUGUUGGCCCCAUGCAUAUAAGGAUUGGUUGCCCAUCUAAAGCAUCUAAAGAUGCUACCAGAAUCCUGAUAGUAUGACACAGUCUGAACCCAGGAAGCCCAGCCAGAGCCCUCCACUGAAUCUGUGUUCAAUGUCCUUGAUGUGCAAAGCUGUCUCCCCCAUAGGAGGAGUGUCCCUGAGGCAAUGAGUGACAGGAUGCAGCACCUAGCAGAGUGCCUGCCACAUAGGAGAGGCAUAAUAAAUGCUGAAUGAAUGAAUGAAUACCAGCAUUGGGCAAGAAGAGGUGGAAGGCAAGGGAGUGGAGGACCAGAAAGAGGCUUUCGAUCUAAGUUGGCAGGACAGUUGCUCUUCUGCAUUUUCAGAUGCCCUUUUUCAUCUAAAAGGCAGUGGAAAUGUUUGUUUUGGGGUUCAUGUUCCUGCAUGGUGCUGGGUGUUGCUAACCAUGUGUCCAGUUGCAUUGAGCUUAGCAGAAAAGUCUUUUUUUUUACUUCUCUGAGCGGUGUUACUGCCUAAUCUGUGUUCGUUUUUUGACAGACACUGAGCCAAGCUUUUGAGGAGGAUGUCAGUGUGAGUAGAGCAUAGAUUACUAACACCAUUGCUGGCAGUAACCCACAUUGGCCUCUCUCCCCUUGUCCCCUCCUGCUCCCGCCACAGAGCAUCGCAGUGUGUUUAUUUAGAAUCCACAUGGGUGAGACCCAGAGUGACUGGUUUUCAAAAACCCCUGCAGCCCUUCUUGAGGGUUAACCUGGAUGCUGGGUGAGGACAGUGUCCCCCAUCUCUCUGGAAGGUCACUCUCUGUUAACUCUGCCGUGCCGUUCUUUCAAUGACUGUGUUUUGCUGUGUGUCCUUCUGGGGAGACUAGGGCUGCCAGGAAGGGUCACCCCUGGCCGCGUUUAGGGAACUUUUUCUAGAGCUAGCAACAGACCCUUGUAGCAGGCCAAGCUUGGCCUGCCCUCUGUCUAGGACCUGAAGCUGAGCUGGAAGGCAGGUAAAACAUUCUGUAGUCUGUAGCCAUCACACUUGAAGGGGAGGAGGGAAAGAAAGGUGGUUGCUGGUUAGCAGCCCAAGGGCUGAUGGGAAUGAAGCUCCUUCUCUGGGGAAAUUAUUCUGACCCCCAGAGAGCUCCUCUAAUUAUUGGUGGGGCUAGGACCUUUUCUAUCCCCCAGCUCCUCUGUAACUUCAGUCAUCUAAGCCAAGAGAGCCUUAGAAACACCUCCUCCCCAAAUGCUAACAAUGUAGUUUAUCUGAAUUCUUGCAACUUCAUGGAACCCACUGCCCCCCACCUUUAAAAAUAAAACUAAAUGUGUUCUCUUCAGGGACAGACCAAGAGAAAAGACUCAUUGGACUGGUUUGUGGAUCAAAAAUUUUGAGGGGGAAGAGGCCUUAUAGAGACCUUCUAGUCUAGCCUAGUCUAGUCCCCUCAUUCUGCAAAUGAGGAAACUGCGGCUUUGAGAUUUGGACUUGUCCAAAUCACAAAAUGACCAAGGUGUGAUCUGCGCACAGGUCCUCCAUCUCCAAACCCGUUGCUCUUCCUACUGUACCAUGGGUUAUUGAAGAAUAGGAGAAUUCAAAGGUUAGGCUACGUCAGGAGACAAGUGGCUGGCUAGAGCAGGAGCCCCGACGCGGCUGGCUCCCCACGGGUCACUGGCAUGGCAAGUCAAGAACAUAGGAUUUGGGGGCUGGGUUGUUGGCUGGAUCCCUCCUCAGAUGAGAUUGUCAUUAGCUGACCUGGAAAGAGACACGUGGCCAUCCCCUGCCCACACAGUUCAUCCAGAUGGGUGAACUGGGUUGGCUCGUUGGCCAACCAUGCAGAUGGCAGCCAGUUUCACUUCUUCCUUUGGCCUACAAUCUGCUGGGGGCUUUCUGAGGAAUGCUUCUCAGGUUGGGUCAGGUGAUUCUUUUGUCUUCCUGGCUGGUUGGUUGCUCUGCCUGAGGCCCUGGUGAUGUGGUGUGGUGGUGGUGGUGGUGGUGGUGCUAUAGAAAGUGUCAAGGUCCCUGGGCAUGUGUCAUUCCUUAUGCAACCUUGGGCUCAGGGUACACAGGGCUGACCCCAUCUUGAAAGAGUUAAAAAUAUCUUCCCAUCCUGUAAGUACUCUGUUUCCAGAAAGAGCCUCUCUUUACACACACACACACACACACACACACACACACACACACAUACCCCUUCUAUCCAGACUUAAUCCUUAAUAAAACUGUUUUUCAUGGCCCCAUUUACCAGAGUUCUCACCAAAGAGAGAUCUCUGUACGACUCCUACAGCCGUACCUAACUCUAGAGCCAGAGGGCCCUCAGAUGCUAGCUAGUCCAAUCCCCUCAUUUUACAGAUGAAGAAACUGAGGCCCCAAGAGGACAUGUGACUUGCCCAAAGUCACAUGGA
This is a messenger RNA of Phascolarctos cinereus (koala), 5987 nucleotides long. RefSeq names its product potassium channel tetramerization domain containing 7 (gene KCTD7). The record is from RefSeq and is a predicted model, not a curated record. Gene Ontology annotation, molecular function: protein binding. Gene Ontology annotation, cellular component: plasma membrane. NCBI's taxonomy places the organism in Eukaryota, Metazoa, Chordata, Mammalia, Diprotodontia, Phascolarctidae. Gene Ontology annotation, biological process: protein homooligomerization; positive regulation of transporter activity; membrane hyperpolarization.